AUGCUUAAUUGUACCAAUAAAAAAAUAGUAAACGAUAAAAUUAAACUUAAUUGCGAAAAUAUAAUUAAAACAACUAAUACGAAUUCAUAUGACAGAAAAAUAAUAGAGUGGUUUUCGUGGUCGAAUAUUUAUAUAAAAUUGCUCCUAAUAUCACUAAAAAAUUGCGUCAAAAAAAUAUCAUUUAUUAGUAAAAAAUUUAAUAAAAUAAACAUGAAAAAUAUCGUAUCAUUUGUAAGAUUACCUGUAUUUUUUUCUAUAAUAUUCAUAUUUGUAAAUAUUCUGUCAAUCGCUAAUGCAUCAGAACCACUCAGAAAUCCAUAUGAAGUAUUGGGUGUAACAAGACAUGUUACUAGUCAAGAAAUAAGGAAAGCAUAUAAAAACCUCGUAAAAGAAUGGCAUCCUGAUAAAACGGAUCAUCCUGCUGCUGAGAAUAAAUUUGUUGAAAUAACUAAAGCCUACGAAUUAUUAGCUGACCCAGAAAGAAGGAAAAAAUUUGAUGAUCAUGGAAUAACUGAAGAAAACAUGUCUAGACAAAAACAAUCCAGUAACUUCCAUAUGAAUGAUCCAAUUGAUGAACUAUUUAAUAGUGGAAAUUUUAAAUUUCAUUACCAAAGUCGAGAUGUAUCAUUCUUUCAUAAAAUGAGCAUUUCCUAUCGCACAUAUGAUAAUACUAUUGUACCAAGAAGUUAUCGAACACCCUACUUAAUUUUAUUUUAUUACGACUGGUGUUUCACUUGUAUACAAAUUGAACCUACCUGGCGACGAUUGAUUGAUGAAUUAGAACCUAUUGGUAUUAAAUUAGUUACAGCGCAUGCAGAACGUGAAACAUCUUUUGCAAGAAAAGUUGGCGUUCAUUCAUUACCUUGCCUCGCUGUAACAUUAGAUGGCCGUUCGAGUGUUUACAAAGAGUCUUUGUUUAAUGUAAACAAAAUUGUUGAAUUCGUACGGAGUAAAUUUCCAUACAAGCUGAUCCAAAACAUUAAUGAGAAUAAUAUCGAUCAAUUUUUGUCUGGAUGGGUAGACAAUAGAAUACGAGCCCUGAUAUUCGAAAAACUUGAAUUACCAAGGUUAAGAUAUGUACUUGUGGCGUUUCAUCAUCGUGAGCGUGUCGCCUUUGGAUAUGUUCAAAUGGGUAAACCUGAGACUGAAGCAAUAGUAACAAAAUAUAAAAUUCCCAAAGAUUUAAAUACUUUAUUGUUAUUUAAUGAAAAUUCUGAAAAGCCAAUGGCUUCAGUUAGUAUGAAAGAUAUAUCGAGCGAAACAAUGCAUAAUGUAAUCACAAAUAAUAAUUUCUUGACUUUACCACGACUUUCAAAUCAAGCAAUGUUAGAUUCAGUAUGCCCACCCGAAUGGUUAAAACCUCAAAAACGGUUAUGUGCUAUUUUGGUAUCACAAAAUAGUGCAAUUCAUGAUUUGGCAAGGCAUAAAUUCCGUCAAGCGGCAAUAGAAUCACCUUACAGUACUGAACGCGUAAGAUACACCUAUAUAUUUAAAGAAUCACAGCCAGAAUUUGUAGCAGCACUAAGUGCAAGUGAAGGAAGCCCAAUGGAGCCCUUGUUACAUAUUGUAAUAAUCUGGCGUCGUGAUGUCAACAAUUUAAAAUAUGAGUGGCUUAAAACAAGAUGGAUUGAACCUACUCAAGACGAGAAUAAAUGGAAUGAAUCUAGACAAAGUUUAGAACAAACUAUACAACGGCUAUUACGCACUACUGAAGCCUUACCUUAUGCAGCAAAAAUUGAAGAAUUAGCUGAUGAACAUGCUCAAGGAACUAUAGAUAGAAUUAUUGGCAAAGCAUUAUUGGCGGUUGAUUAUAUAUCUGAUAAUAUAUCAAAAAAUCAAAUUCUUCUCCUUAUAUCUGUUAUAACAACGUUUAUAUUAAUUGGAGCUGUUACUUACGGAUUAUCAUAUUUAAUGAAACUAGAAGAAAUAAGUAUACAAGGAAAGAAAGGUGGUUAUGAAAAUAACUCUAGAUCCACACAAGUAACACAAUUACGAUUGCAUGAAUUACGUACUGAAAAAUAUAACGGUCUUGUACGGUUAUUAAAACCUGGGUGUCGAACUAUAAUAUUGUUAGUCGACCACCAAAGUAAAUUAAAAUUAAUACCAAUAUUUCACAAAAUCAUUUGGCCUUACAGAAAAAAUAAGACAUUAAUGUUUAGUUAUAUGAAUAUGGAACGAGGAUUAAAUUGGUAUAAAAAAUUGUUAUCACUCAGUUUGCCUGAAUUGAUAGAGUUGAAUAUAAAUCCUAAGAAUUGCGUUGGUACCGUUUUAGCGUUAAACGGACACCGUAAAUAUUUUUGCAUUUAUCAUGCUAAACAUCCAGAAUGUAAUAAAGAUAAAGAAUUUAAGCGUAUGGAACGGAUCACUAAACAAAUGAGUCACCGGUCUGAAGAUGCAGAAGCUGGAGCAUUUAUAGGCUUCGACAAUUCAAGUGAUUCAGAAAUGUCUCAGGAUGAAGUUAAGAAUGAUGUUAUAAAACAAGAUAAACUUUUAGAAGGUUUACCUAAUUGGCUUGAUAGAUUAUUUGAAGGCACAACACAGCGCUAUCAUGUUAACUAUUGGCCAGAUUUCACUGCCAAGUAG
Cotesia congregata is the source of this 2583-nucleotide messenger RNA. NCBI's taxonomy places the organism in Eukaryota, Metazoa, Arthropoda, Insecta, Hymenoptera, Braconidae. The record is from the annotation of a GenBank genome assembly.